Molecule: messenger RNA, 1844 nt
Organism: Ylistrum balloti
Lineage: Eukaryota; Metazoa; Mollusca; Bivalvia; Pectinida; Pectinidae
Product: sesquipedalian-1-like
Exons: 1
Coding region: 255-1052 (265 amino acids)
Biological process (GO): retrograde transport, endosome to Golgi; receptor recycling; endosome organization
Cellular component (GO): trans-Golgi network; recycling endosome; early endosome
Source: RefSeq, a predicted model, not a curated record
ACGUCUGCACCAUUAGUAUAUAUUUGCUCACCUGACCUAGGUGUUGCCCCACAGAAGAUAACAUAAUUAGCAUGAUUGUUUCACUGAUAACGGGAUGAUUGCAUCUCAUGUGAUGUAGCUAAAAGCUGUGAUGAUUUGAAGGACAACACUGUCAGCUGCUGACAUGUUAACAGGAUGUGAUUAAUGCACAAAGCAGUCCAGUGCACUAAUGUUAUAAUGAUCAGAAACAUAACAUGCCAGAACUUUUGUGAAAUAUGAAAAUCAACGAGAAAAGUUUAGUGAAAUUCGCCUCGUCUGGGGCACCCGCUGAUAAAGAAGGUCCAUUACUUAAGAGAGGUGAGCUCAAUAAGGGGUUCCAGAAGCGAUGGUUUGUGUUAAAAGGAAAUCUUUUUUUUUACUAUGAGAGAAGGACAGAUAAAGAACCAAUUGGCGUGGUAGUCCUGGAAGGAUGUACAAUAGAACUCGCAGAGAACACAGAUGGAUUUACUUUCCAGAUUGUAUUUCCAGGAAGUCACUCCCGUACUUACACAUUAGCAGCAGACUCGCAGGAAGAAAUGGAAGCAUGGAUGAAAGUGUUAGCAUGUGCAAGUUAUGACUACAUGAAGUUGAUGGUUGCAGAUCUGCAACAACAGAUAGAGGAAAUGAAUUCUGAGACACAGCAGCGACUCGUGGAGCAGGCCAAACGAGAUAGUAAGAUGGUGCAUUCCCAGUACCAGAAAAUCUCCUACUCAGCUGAUGAUUCUAGUUAUCAUGACAUAUUAGGAUUAACAGUGGAUGAGAAUGCUUCCAUUAGUCCCCAAGGAAGAAUAAGUAACCAGAGAUUCAAUCCUUUUAAUUCUUCAGCUAAUGAUAUAUUAGAAUCAGGCGGGGCAAAGUCAGGACAAGUUGUGGACUUGGUUAAUGAUUAUUACGAUGAUUCUGCUGAAGUGAACCACAAAAGUUUUAUAGAACUACACGAGGAAUAUGGAACACAAAUACAGUGCCUAAGUGAGCUAUGGAGAACUGGUGCCAUGACCAGGAACUCUCUGUUGCUCUCUCCUGACAUUUUAUAGCUUCAAUUUAUAAUUUCUUCCUAGACUAUCUCAAAAAUUAAUAUUGUGGGUCGUUUGCUUGUGGGAAGAUUGUCCCUAAAGCAUGGCCAUGUGUAAGGAAUGGUCUAUAGGAAUGUUGUAACUCAGGCCUGGGUGAGGAUUGGUCUCUAUGGAUGUUGUAACUCGGGCCUGGGUAAGGAUUGGUAUAUAGGGAGGUUGCCCCUGGGUGCCUAUGAAGGAGUGAUCUCAAGAGAGGUUGUUGCUGGAAGAGGGCCACUCUGUACGGAAAUUGUCCUAGGGUAAGGAUUCAAAUCUCUAGAGAAAUUGUCCUUGGGUGAUGAUUGUUUGUCUUGGGAGAUUGCCCUUGGGGUCAGGAUUGGCUUGAGAGAGGUUGUCCCUGUGUGAGGAAUGGUCUCUGUGGAGAUGUCCGUGGGUGAGGAUUAGUUUCUAUGGAGAUUGUCCUAGGGUAAGGCCUCUGGAGAGGUUUUCCCACUGAGAUCAUCAGAUUAGUAUUGGCUACGUUUUUGUUUUGUUGCAGUGCAUCUAUGAUUAGGGCCAGGGUACCGACACUUGGGAAUUCAACAUUUAUAUGGUCAGGAUUCGGUUAUACAGAUCUCCACAAAAGUAAAGGGGUCAUAUUUCCUGAAAUGAGUGAUAAGUCUUAUUUGGCUUGUCCUGAACAGUUGAAAUUUUAAUUGAAUUUUCUUAUAAUUAAUAGAAAAGUGUUUCCUUCAUUAUUAUCCAAAAUGGGAUGAUAAUGAUUUGUCUCCCUUUGUUGCUAAUACAGAUAGAGCCCAAAAUGGAGCAAUAUAA